AUGAGUCUCCAGGUAGAACCACUGACUCAUUCGACGAAGGAUGGGAAGCGAGCAGGUGUAUAUAUUUCCAGCACAUCAUCAACGCGGAAAGUCAAGCUGUACAAAUGUGCCCUGGCCGACUGCCGGUCAUGGCCGAUACCCGAAGUUCAAAGGCCCCGGUCGCCGGCAAAACGGUUUACAAUACCGCCAGUACAUGGUGCGCGCGUUCUGUACCAUACGGCGUUGUCUAUGAAAUUUGGCGACGAGGAUCCGCUCCGGCUGGACGGGGGAGCCGACAAUCAGUCAAAUCGCCGAAGACAUCUUGCGGGCCGAGAACACUUGUUCGCCGUCCGAAAUUUGCGAGGUGGAUUAUAG
Neurospora hispaniola is the source of this 354-nucleotide messenger RNA. RefSeq lists its product as uncharacterized. The coding region runs from base 1 to 354 and encodes 117 amino acids. The record is from RefSeq and is a predicted model, not a curated record. The transcript has a single exon. NCBI's taxonomy places the organism in Eukaryota, Fungi, Ascomycota, Sordariomycetes, Sordariales, Sordariaceae.